Aplysia californica (California sea hare) is the source of this 2079-nucleotide messenger RNA. Its product is annotated as mannose-1-phosphate guanyltransferase alpha-B. The record is from RefSeq and is a predicted model, not a curated record. NCBI's taxonomy places the organism in Eukaryota, Metazoa, Mollusca, Gastropoda, Aplysiida, Aplysiidae. The transcript is spliced from 11 exons. Gene Ontology annotation, biological process: biosynthetic process. Gene Ontology annotation, cellular component: cytoplasm. Bases 213 to 1478 code for a protein of 421 amino acids.
UUUAUACGUGUCGGCGUUCGACUGAAGACUGAAGAUCGCUGCCUUGUUGGUCUGGAGUUGAGACUGCUGCUAGGCACGUACAGUACACAAGCCUCAAGUGUGUUAUUGUACGGUUAAUCCCGGUGACAGGUCAACUUGAUCUGUGUUCCCGAGCACUCAUGCUUAAAUCUAUCUUUGUCUUUUGUUUUAUUUUCAGCUUGUAGACCGACACAAUGCUGAAAGCUAUUAUACUCGUGGGAGGACCUAUGAAAGGUACCAGAUUCAGACCUCUGUCUCUGGAGCUUCCCAAACCUUUGUUCCCAGUCGCUGGCUUCCCAAUCAUCUAUCAUCAUAUCGAAGCUUGCAGUCAGGUCCCAGAUUUGAGAGAAAUCUUAGUAAUUGGAUUCUAUCAGCCAAAUGAAGCCCUUAACAAGUUUAUCAUGCAGUCACAGCAAGAGUUUCAGAUACAAAUCAGAUAUCUACAAGAGUAUACGGCAUUGGGCACGGCUGGGGGCAUCUACCACUUCAGGGACCAGAUCCUUACAGGAAACCCCGAGAUGUUCUUUGUGAUGAAUGCUGACGUUUGUGGAGAUUUCCCACUGAUGGAAAUGCUUAACUUUCACCGCAGCAAAGGAGAAGGUGCUUACGGGACCAUUUUAGCUACUGAAGCUACAAGGCAGCAGUCUUUAACCUACGGUUGUAUCGUUGAGAACAAGGAUACACAUGAGGUGCUGCAUUAUGUGGAGAAACCAGAGACCUUUGUGAGCCCGACCAUCAGCUGUGGCAUCUACCUGUUCAGCCCUCAUAUCUUUAAGACCCUGGAGGUGACCUUCAAGAAGAACCUGGAGGACAACUACAACUUCGACUUCCAAACUCCCAGCAAAGAGGUGAUCAGACUCGAACAGGACAUUUUCAUCCCUAUGGCAGGGACAGGCCAGCUGUUUGUCUUCUCCACCUCCCGCUUCUGGAGCCAGAUCAAGUCAGCUGGAGCGGCUGUGUAUGCCAACCGCCACUACCUGGCCAUCUACCAGCGCACACACCCAGAGAGGCUUGCCAAAAACUGCGAAGGGAAACCCAGGAUCAUCGGAGAUGUGUUCAUUCACCCUACAGCAAUUGUUCACCCCACUGCCGUGUUGGGUCCUAACGUGACCAUCGGACGCAACGUGACUGUAUGUGAGGGAGUGCGGGUGAGAGAAACCAUUGUCCUGGAGGGAGCCACUCUUCAGGCUCACUGUUGCGUGUUACACAGCAUCGUGGGCUGGCACAGCACAGUGGGUAUGUGGACGCGUGUAGAAGGUACACCCAACGACCCCAACCCUAACAAACCGUUUGCCAAGCUGGAGAUCCCUUGUAUGUUUUCUACUGAUGGAAAACUCAACCCAUCUAUCACAGUCAUUGGUUCCAAUGUACAAGUCCCCCCUGAAGUGAUCAUUCUUAACUCUAUAGUGUUGCCGCACAAAGACCUCAAUGGCUGUUACAAAAAUCAAAUCAUCUUGUGAUGUCACUCGGCAGUCUCCCCUGACACCACUCAGGAGUUACCCCUGGCAUCAAAAGCUCGGGGCUCCUGCUGUCGGUUGUUGUGUUGUUAUUCUAGUUUUCAGAGGCUUUUAAUAAAGUCUUUGUGUUCAAUUAAACAUUUGGUUUACUAUAAUCAGCUGAUAUCAGCAUUAUCCACAUUAUAUGGGUAAAAUUUGGAGGGUAUGGGUUUUUUUUUCUCGAUAUAGUCAUUGUCAUUCUUUUUAAGUAACAAAAAAAGAUUCUGUCCAACUUGUAACUUUAUUUUAGUUCAGCAUUUAAAGACAGGGAAAGGAUAACUGAAAAUAGCAAUCUUGUGAAGCUCUACUUUUGUCAUCUCUUUUGAGAGGGAAGUUCAGGCAUAUAUACUAACAUACAUAUAUUUAUAUUGGUCAUUGUCUCAGUCAAUGGGCUGAAUUGUUUUUAUAACAUCGGCAUAUUCGUGGGAGUGUGCUUUUAAUAUGAUUUAUUUAUUCUGCAAUUGGGAGGUUGAUCAUGCAUGUAAAUUGAUGAUGUUAGGGCAAGGCCCCCUCACCCCCAUUGCAAUUUUUUUUUCAGGAUUCAAGAUAAAGUUUCAUUAUGAUU